This is a messenger RNA of Aspergillus nidulans FGSC A4, 2565 nucleotides long. RefSeq names its product WD repeat protein. Gene Ontology annotation, molecular function: RNA binding. Lineage: Eukaryota; Fungi; Ascomycota; Eurotiomycetes; Eurotiales; Aspergillaceae. Gene Ontology annotation, cellular component: small-subunit processome; nucleolus. Gene Ontology annotation, biological process: ribosome biogenesis; positive regulation of transcription by RNA polymerase I. The transcript is spliced from 3 exons. Bases 1 to 2538 code for a protein of 845 amino acids. The record is from RefSeq and is a predicted model, not a curated record.
AUGUCGACAAAAGACAAUUCAAGUCCGGUGCGGCCUACGAAAAGAUCACGGGCAAGUGGUGCAGGUCUUGACAACGUAAAAUCCAAAGGCGAUCGGGUAAAACGACGUCGAACCUCCACAGACAACGAAACAGGGAAAACCCUGAAAGAUUCGAAUGCCUUGGAAAUUUCACAACAAUUCAUUGAUGCAACCGAAGCUCCCUCAGAGGCUCCAACUUGGACUUUGUCCCGGCCCAUCGCCGGCCAUUUCACAAACACAGAUCCUGUUCUUACGCCUGACGAGCAAUAUCUUUUUCUCGGUGUCGAAACCUCGGUCCACGUUUAUUCAGUUGCUACUUCUCGUCUCCUCCGUGUCCUAGAAGUAGGCUCCGGCGAUAGCGUGGCUGGAUAUAGACUUUCCUCCACAAACUAUGACCGUCUUCAUAUCAUUACAUUAUCUGGGUCCGUGAGCGAAUGGGAUUGGCCUUCCAACAAACAAGUUGCUCAUUGGAACACGGCACCCCGGAUUAUCGCAGUUGAUAUUGUAUACGAUUCUUCCUCCGGUACAUUAUUUUCACUACGGAAGCGCAAGGAUGGAAAGAGAGAAUUAGCGGUCACGCCACUGAAUAAUGAGAAGCCACAGAGCACUGUCAUACUCGAGACCAAUGCCAAAAUCGACAAGUUCAGAGUAAGCGAUGACUUUCUGGUGGUGUACGGUGGUGCCAGUGUUUUUUUUGGUACUUCUUGCUCCACUCAAGGUUCUGAGUCGCACAAGUUCGUGUGGAAGGAGGUCAAACUAGCUUCCACUGUUACCUGUGUUGAUAUAUGGGGUACUGGACCGGAGUUUGACCUUGCACUUGGGGGUGCUGACGGUUCUGUUUUGAUAUAUCAUAUUCAAGGUUCCACGAUUAAGAACCCACCCAGGCGACUACAUUGGCAUCGAGACCCUGUCACAGCCGUUCGCUGGUCAAAAGAUGGCAAUUACGUCCUAUCAGGCGGUCACGAGUCAGUCAUGGUACUUUGGCAACUAGAUACCAGCCGAAAGCAGUUCCUCCCUCAUUUGUCUUCUCCAAUUUGCAGCAUAGUUGUUUCCGAAAGUGGUAACUCCUACGUUGUUAGGCUGGCCGAUAAUCGUGUUGUGGUCUUGUCGGCAAGGGAAUUGCAGCCCAUUUCUACAAUAACUAGUCUGCAAGUCGCUCGUUUAGCAAACACAUGCAAGACAGUUGCAGCUGUGCACCCGCAGCAUCCAGAGCAACUUCUGCUGACUGUACCAGCUUCUCACCAACUCACACAGGAGGGCAUUACUUCAGCAAGUGCUUCUGUUCUGCAGACCUAUGACAUUCGCUCAGGGGUCCAUAUAUCACGUCAGGCUCUCGCCCGUACUAACGCAACGACAUUGAACAUCGGUCCCGAUGGGUCCCAUAUCCUCACUCCUGACAUAAAGCAUCUCAGCAUUUCUGAAGAUGGGAAAUGGAUGGCUACUAUCGAUAGCUGGAGUCCUAAUCCCGAAGAUGUUGAGGCUCUCGACAUAACAACGAACCAAAUGCAUGAGGUUUACCUGAAAUUCUGGCGCUGGGAUGAGCCAUCCUUACUUUGGCAAUUAGUCACCCGCAUUGACAGUCCACAUCAACCCACAGGUGAACCCGCGACUGUUCUCAAUAUUGCUUCACGACCAGACAGUCACGAGUUUGCGACUACUGGAUCAGAUGGACUGCUGCGUCUUUGGCGUCAUGUUAGUCUUCCAAAAAAGCCUGCGGAGACCUGGAAGUGUCGAAAUACGCUCGAUUUGAAAGGUUAUCUGCCUGCUGACUGUCUCUUGAGGUCUGCCUCAGUCUGCUUCUCUGAGGAUGGAUCAGUCCUCGCGGUGUCUCUGCGGCCAACGUCCACAAAUCCUAGCCUCACUCUCCUUGUCGAUGUACGAAGUUGCAGUGUCAGAUGUAGCAAGGUUGGACUUUAUACUGGCGACAUUUGCGCGGCUGCUUUUCUGGGCUGCCAUCUGAUUGUUGCUACUAGUCGUUCGCUGUUCAUAUGGGAUACAGUCAAUGAUGCUGUAAGGACAAUAGAGUCUCCAGACAUGCAACACAGUCGCCAGCUGCUAGCUGUGAAUUCCAGAACGCGGACGUUCGCUACGGCUUCACGAACGCAGAAGAAGACUACUUCAAGAAAGUCUCGCAAGUCUGGGUUUAUGGUACAGAUAUUUGACAUAGACACUGUGAGACUGCUUUCCCGCCAAAAACUCGCCAAAGAGCCCGUGGCCUUGCUUUCAAACUCGCAUUCAGCCAAUUAUAUUAUUGUGGAUGCUGGGGCCCAUGUACAACAAAUUGGUUGUACAAGCAAGGCCUUGGAGGUCAAUCGCAUGGACAGCUUGAUUGAGAUCGCCGACUUUGGAUGGGAGGGUUUGUUUGGGCGCCAAUUAUCUGGGAAACCACAGCAUUCGGAGGUUAAUGCGCCAAAUUCAGGAAGCAUUGGGCUGGCAAGUGUUUUUGGCGAUACACCUCCUUUUGUUCUACCUCCUUCACGCGUCGUCUUUUGUGACCUCGUUAAAGCUCUGUCUGUAUAGAACACAAUCAGAGUAUAUCAGCUAGAU